AGCAGUAUAGAGGCGCAGAUGCGUGUAGUUGAGCAGUGGACCGGCGUGCUGGGUGUGCAGGGUGAAUGUGGCGACAUUGAGAAGAUCUUGGGCUGAAUUAUAAAUCAGAAAUAUUAAUAUAGCGCAGGGACGGGACGGGACGGGACGAGCUCGGGCUGGGAGACUGAGGUUCAGAUUUGGCAGAGACCAUGUCCAGUCCUUUGGGCACAGUCAAAGCAGAGGGCCUUGUAAUGCCUGGCCUAGGCCAAGCUCCGCAAGGCUGCCCCAUGCACCAGGACGCCAUAAAAACUGCACCUCCACCUGGGUGCCCAAUGCACCAGGCAUCAGCUAAAGAGCAUCCAAAGAGUGUUCCAGAUGUUCCAGCACAUCAGGAGAGGGCCUAUGAAUUUGUGGAGUGUCCUAUGAGAGCUGCCAGUGGAGGCAAAGCCACAGCACCCGAUAUCGACCCUGCUAAUAUGAUGCCUCCACCUAAUCAACACCCUUCGCCCGGUCAACCUUUUUCUCUGUCUGUGAAAAGAGAGGAGUCUACUAUCCCUCGCUCCAGUUCAGGUCAGAACUGGGUCUACCCCUCCGAGCAGAUGUUCUGGAACGCUAUGCUAAGGAAAGGGUGGCGCUGGAGAGAGCAAGACAUCUCUCAGAAAGACAUGACAAACAUCAUUAGGAUUCACAACCAGAACAAUGAACAGGCAUGGAAGGAGAUCCUGAGAUGGGAGGCACUGCAUUUAAAAGAAUGCCCAUGUGGACCUUCUCUUCUAAAGUUUGGAGGCAAAGCGAAAGAUUUCACUCCAAGAGCCCGUUUUCGACACUGGAUGGGGUAUGAGCUUCCAUUCGACAGGCACGACUGGAUAGUUGACCGAUGUGGAAAAGAGGUCAGAUAUGUGAUAGACUACUACGAUGGAGGUCAGGGAUCCAGUCACACCGUCCUAGACGUCCGUCCAGCGUUUGACUCUUUAGAGGCGGUGUGGGAUCGUAUGAAGGUGGCCUGGUGGAGAUGGACGUCCUCAUGAGUCUGUUCCACUGCGAGUAGAUAGGACUUGUAUUCAAAUAUAUUUAUUAAAACACUUAUUCGGUUCGACAGGAAA
Molecule: messenger RNA, 1082 nt
Organism: Pygocentrus nattereri (red-bellied piranha)
Lineage: Eukaryota; Metazoa; Chordata; Actinopteri; Characiformes; Serrasalmidae
Product: cytochrome c-type heme lyase
Exons: 7
Coding region: 189-1007 (272 amino acids)
Biological process (GO): cytochrome c-heme linkage
Cellular component (GO): mitochondrion
Molecular function (GO): holocytochrome-c synthase activity
Source: RefSeq, a predicted model, not a curated record